Messenger RNA from Dermatophagoides pteronyssinus (European house dust mite), 1033 nucleotides. RefSeq lists its product as uncharacterized. The record is from RefSeq and is a predicted model, not a curated record. NCBI's taxonomy places the organism in Eukaryota, Metazoa, Arthropoda, Arachnida, Sarcoptiformes, Pyroglyphidae.
AACAAACAAAAAAACAAUGAAAAAAUCCUUUGGUUUAAAUUUUUCCCACACAACUUUCAUAUUGAUCAUGUUGAUGAUGCAAAAUAUUGACCAUUGGUCAUCUCCAUCACCCUCAUCAACUGCAAAUGUUAUGGCACAGCCAUUGGAUAACAUCGAUAAUCGCUUCAAUGAUAUUGAUGAUAAUGGUGGUGAUAUCGUUCAAUCCAGAAUCAAAACCAAAACAAAAACAAAAACAACCAAUGAUAAAUGUGAAAUAGAAAUAAUAACUAGCGGUAAUUGUUUGGUAAAUAAUAACCCGGUAAAACCGAAAAUAAUACUGCAUUUAAAGAAUCGACCAUCAUCAUUACAAUCACCAAUGGAAAAAAUGCAACAAAAAAUUGAAGAAGAACAACGAAAGCAACAACAACAAAAUCAUCAAUCAUCAGAUGAAUAUAAACAACAAAUUUUAUUUGAAUUUUCAUUACAACUAAUAAAACAUAUGAAAUAUGAAUUUGGUAAUCAAUUAAAACCAUUGAUUAUCGAUCAAAUACAAACAAUUCAAUUACGUAAUUAUGGUGUUGGUGAUAUUUAUGAUUUAAAAAUUUAUGGCUUGGAUGAAAUCGUACCGAUAAAAGAAUCAAUUCAAAUGUUAAAUUCACUAGAAUCAUCAAUAUGGACAUUUAAUCAAACAUUUUAUGUAAUGAAUAUUACAGCAAAUUUUCAAGCUGAUAUUAAUAUGGAUGAAAAAUUUUUUAUUAAACAAUGGAAUCUUGCUGUUCAAAUUGAACAAUGUAAAUUUCAUUCACAAUUUGUAUUGGAUUUUAAUCAACAGCGAUUGUUUACGAAUUCAUUGCGAAUAAAAUCCUUUGAAAAUUUUCGUUUAAUAUCCGAAUCACUGACAUGGCCAUUCAAUGAAAUUGUUUCGAUGAUUGUCCGAAAAGAGAAACAUUUUAUCCGACAAAUUAUUGAAGAAUAUUCGGAAAAAUAUUUAAAUAUGACAUUGAAUAAUACUGUGGAUAUGAAUUCUAUACUAGAAAAAAUUUUUAAUAAUAAU